AUGUCCCAUAAUAUUAAGUCACUUAAAUGCACACAUGAAAGCAGCUUGUGCAAGUACUUCAAGGACAGCCGGAAUAUGAAGAAGCUCACGGACCCCUACCUGCGGGUCCAGCUGCUGAAGCACACAAAUCGUGUCAUUGUGCACACCCUCUGUGUGUUGCCCAAGACUCAGCAUGACUUCAUCUCCUUCGUGGUGGACACGUGGUUCCAGACGGAAACGAUGCUCUGCUUCUGCGUCAGCGGGGUGUUCAAGAAAGUGGAAGGAAGUUCUCAGGGCUGUGUGCGUGCCUUCACCCGGACCUUCAUCGCUAACCCUGCCAGCUACUCCAGUCUGUGCAUCGUGAAUGACGAGCUGUUUGUGAGGGACGCCAGCCCCAGUGAGACCCAGAGUGUGUUCUCCAUCCCAGUGCCUACGCCCACCUCCAGCUCCAUGCACACCCUCUCCCAGGGGCAGCAGGACAUCAUGCAGGCGUCCUCCACCCCACCUGAGGUGAACCUCUAG
This is a messenger RNA of Balaenoptera ricei (Rice's whale), 501 nucleotides long. RefSeq names its product nuclear RNA export factor 2-like. NCBI's taxonomy places the organism in Eukaryota, Metazoa, Chordata, Mammalia, Artiodactyla, Balaenopteridae. The coding region runs from base 1 to 501 and encodes 166 amino acids. Gene Ontology annotation, molecular function: RNA binding. Gene Ontology annotation, biological process: poly(A)+ mRNA export from nucleus. The record is from RefSeq and is a predicted model, not a curated record. The transcript has 6 exons. Gene Ontology annotation, cellular component: nucleus.